This is a messenger RNA of Silurus meridionalis, 1556 nucleotides long. It is a transcript of the gene f7l, whose product is annotated as coagulation factor VII, like. Bases 49 to 1368 code for a protein of 439 amino acids. The transcript has 8 exons. The record is from RefSeq and is a predicted model, not a curated record. NCBI's taxonomy places the organism in Eukaryota, Metazoa, Chordata, Actinopteri, Siluriformes, Siluridae. Gene Ontology annotation, biological process: proteolysis; blood coagulation. Gene Ontology annotation, molecular function: serine-type endopeptidase activity; calcium ion binding. Gene Ontology annotation, cellular component: extracellular region.
UGCACAGAGUUUGCAGUUUGACCUUUGAUCAAAACUGUUAGACCUGAAAUGGAGUCGUUUUCACGCAGAAUUCAUCUUUUUCUAUUCAUCUCUACACAGCUGUGUAUCCAAGCCUGCUUUGGUGUUCCAGCAGCACCAGUGUUUCUUAACAGGUCGGAAGCUAACCAGAUGCUACAGCUUCGCUAUCGGCGCGCCAACUCGUUCCUGGAGGAGCUGAAACGAGGAAACGUGGAGAGGGAGUGUACAGAGGAGAAAUGCUCAUAUGAAGAGGCCAGGGAGAUCUUUUCCAUGCCUGAACAAUUGGAUGAGUUCUGGAAGAAGUACACAGAAGUGGACCAGUGCCAAACUGGACCGUGUGCUAACGGGGCUACUUGUGUCAGUCAGGGAAGCACUUAUAUCUGUAUAUGUGCACCAAAAUACCAGGGACGGAAUUGUGACAAAGAAACACUUCCACAGACUUUUUAUGGCUGUCUCUAUAAAAACGGGGGAUGUGAGCACUUCUGCACAGAGGAGCCAGAUUCAGUACGUCAGUGUCACUGUGCCACUGGAUACAGCCUGGCGGCUAACAACAAAAGCUGUGUAUCACAAGAUUUAUUUCGUUCCUCAGUGCCUUUUCCUUGUGGUAAACCAGUGACAACGUCUCCAGGCCCGAGGAUUGUUAAAGGACAAGUGUGCCCUAAAGGACAGUGUCCUUGGCAGGCACUACUAAAACUUAGGGGAGUGGUAAAAUGUGGAGGAGUUAUUUUAAAUUAUGCGUGGAUUCUCACAGCGGCUCAUUGUGUCUGGCAAGCAAACCUAUUAGAACUACAAGUGACCGUCGGUGAACACAUCCUGACAGUCUCUGAGGGCACUGAACAACAUAGAAGGGUGUCCAAGAUAAUAAUUCAUCCCCUCUACAACAGCACAUCUUAUGACGUCGAUAUAGCGCUUCUCCAUUUGCGUAGAAACAUAUCACUUGGCCCCUUCGUGAUACCCAUUUGCCUUCCUCCAGCACAAGGCACGUUUGUUCGCACGCUAGGAGCAGUGCGCACCUCCGUCGUGAGUGGAUGGGGACGGCUUUCUCAGCAUGGAGCGCAGUCCAACCUGCUUCAGAGGCUUGAAGUGCCACGGGUGUCGCUCGAGAAGUGCAAAGCCCACUCAGGUCUGAGCCUGACCAAUAACAUGCUCUGUGCUGGCUUUAAAGAGGGAGGACGAGACGCCUGUCGAGGGGACAGCGGUGGACCGCUGGUCACCUGCUACAACAACACGUGGUUUUUGACCGGGAUAGUAAGCUGGGGAAAAGGCUGUGCUCGUGCAGACAUGUAUGGUAUCUAUACCCGGGUAUCAGUAUUCGUAGAGUGGAUUACGAGCACAAUGGCUGCAAAAUAAUUUGAAGAAUAUCAAAAAGCUUAAAUCCUACAUUGUAAAACAUAAUAUCAGAUGAUUUGGUGUUGUAUAGAUAAAUACUGAUGCUGAAACAUUAUAUUUCACUAUGUAAAUGACCAACAAUUAAUUAUUGUGUCAAACAGUUUGAACAAUCACUAAUAAAAAUGGAUGUUCCUGUUAGAUACAAGAGA